AUGGACAGCAACGAGAACGAGGAGUACAACACCACCAACAGUGACGGGACCAAACGUUUCGUUGGCCCGGCUGGUAUCGGUGCCAGUUGCAUCGCCAAAGCGGUGUCCGCUGCCAAAUAUCAGAACCAGUUCAACAAUAAUCUGCUCGAGCAGGUAAAUCUUAUGCCCGCACCGCGCGACACAAUGCCAGUUACGGCGAACGACCAAGAGAUUUCGAAGGCGGCGAUAAUUGAGGUGCCUGCAAAGGAGAAGGUUUUCGGUGAAAACGGGUCAAACUUUAACGGUUGUGCAGUGUUUCCGCAAUCAACUGCGCCACCAUCAUCUGCGGCUUCCAGUGAGUGCGUAAACAAGGAAGACCGAUUGCUCUCCGAUCAGCCGAACAUAGAAUGCCUUACCGCUAGCUUUAGUGCAACAAGGAACGGAGCAACGAAUGUGUACGGUCGAGUAUCUUUGAGUACUAGCGACACGGCUUCGGUAAACGCUCGAACCAACGGUGUUCACGGCGACGGACCUCCCGACGAGCGGGUGGUAGAGGUCCAGAAAGCCGACGAAGGUCCACCGGUCGUGCCACCGGACGAAGGAGACUUUUCCGACAACAAUUCAAUCGGUAAUCUGUCGUACCUCAGUGAAAACGGUUUGAUAGAGGAGAUUAUCCUACUGCCGAACAAUGUGGACUCGGACGAUGACAACGGAUCGACGUCGGAAGAUUGUAUCUAUGCGUACCGCGGUGGAGAACCGGGCGGACUGGCGGGUCAGUUGCUAGAACUGCGCGGAGAUCAACCGCCCGAUGACGAGACGGACUUUCUCGAGAUGGAUUUCGAUCCGGAACCGAGCUCGGAGAUGGAGAAUUUCGACAGUCAUCGGGAACCGACCCUAGAUGACGACGAUAAUGCGUUUGCAGUAUGUCGAUCGAACGAAGCGCACACUGCGGAGCGGAUGGAGAAGGGAUCGCGAGACCAUUCGCUUCUAGCGUCACCGCAACCAGCACACCAUCAGUCACAUUCGCAGGCGAAUGACUCGCUACACCAACAGACGCAUCAUCACACGGAGCAAAUGGCCCACAGCGAUACGACACAUUUGUCGACGAGCUUGGAAUUAUCAGCGCCACGAGGAACUUUACCGUUACCGGAGCAGCUGUCAACAUUGAAGGACGAGACGGGUGGGGAAACAAGGAGAAAUGAGGCAGCACCGGAAGCGGUGGGUAAUUUGUUGGGUAGUCACGAGCUGUCGCGAACCAUGGAUCCUCCGCAAGCUCACAAAACCGGUGCCAUUCCGAAGAACGUGCCGCAUCACUACGCAGCCAUCGCACCGGAUCAAGAUCGCCCUCCCGGUCGGUGCUCGGCAAAUUGCAAGAACCUUAAGCUCGACUUAAAUCUGUGCCCCACUGCAACCAAUCCGUACCCAUACUAUGACCAGCGAGCGUACAUGGACUUUGCUCCCCCCAAUGGACAGAAUAUUCGAAGCGAACUCAUCGCUGGUGUUGCGGAGGACGAGGAAGAGGAAAACAAUUGCUUAGACUGUGCUGAACAGGAGUUUCUCAUGGACACCAAGCAGGACCGCACGCUGCAACGGUUGUGCAGGGUAUGCUCUGCCAAAGGAAGAAGAAGUGGAGGGCGACUAUCAAAAGUGAGUUCAGCGACGAAGCUCGGUGGGCGAGCCGAUGGGCGAAAGCUGUCCGAGUUCUAUAACUUCGACGAAACAGCCGUUCGCUACGACGAAGCAAGGGGUUGCGACGAAUCGGAUGCGGAGUUGAACGCGCGAGCUGAACUGAUCGCGUUCGAAGCGUUGAACAAAAUCAAUGCCCUCAAAGAAACACCACCCAGCAGCGGCCUUUCGCAGGCCGAUGAACACACCUACCGAAGGUUGCGAUCGUCUGCUGUGGGUGGCUCAGGAUUCACAGGAGACGUAACGGACGCAUCGCAACCCGAUCAAGUGGUGCCGCUGGACUAUUUUCAAACGGUUUGUCCGGAAAAUACGGUCACUAUCUACACGAUAAACUGUGGUGAGCUGACAAUAAUUGAGGCUUUGACACGCAUUGGAGUGGCACCCAAUUUGGACGUCCUGCGCCAGUACUUCAACGAGCAGUACCAAGUGGACACAUGCAAGAUGAACAUACCGAAGUACUUGCUGCACAUGUCGAAGCGUGACUGUAACUAUAAGAAACUGAUCGAGGCCAUCAAAUCCUGCUGUGAUGAUGAAACGUUAGACGUUCAAUACUACCCGUUGGAUCCCUUUUCGGACACUCCGGAAAUUGUGCAGAUCAGUUCGUGUGAGAUUGCAAAACGAUGGAACGCAAACACAAACCUGCGACAGAUCAUCCACUUCAAGCACAAACAUUUUCACACCCUUAACGUUCUCGGAAAAAUUGUGAACAUACUGCGGCAACCUUCGCGGGGUCGACACACAAACCACACAAUCAGCAUACCACAAUACUACAAAAGUGGCUCCCUUACGAUCACACGGACAGCAUCGUGAUCGUGAUGACUGCAAAUGUGCGGCCCAUCGUCACCAACCUGGUUUCUGAUCCCCGGUACUGGUAAUUCAGAGAUUCCUCCACCAGGCGCCGUUGUAGUUGUGGAGAAGUGAAGCAGGGUUGUAGCGAAGGCUAUUUUUAUUGUUCGUCCUGCUUACGAUGCUAUUCACUUUGCUUUGCUUUUUGCCGGUCUCUUCUUCCUGCGGAUCGAUUCGUUCCGAUCCCGGCGAAAGGAAACGGUUCAGUACCUCCACUGUGAUUGCUCAAACGGCUUCUGUAAAUAUUAGGUAGCGUCUUAUUUAUUCUACGGUACGCGGGUUUGAAACGUUGCACGGUCGUGGUUUGAUCGAUCUGGCAAAGGAUAUGUUUUUAAAACAGCAGAUCGUAUAUUAAUUGUAUCAAAACAUAUACCGCUAUUAUUUUGCCCAGUUUCGUUGUAGGGUUUUAGUUUCAGUCCUGUAGAUUGGUGAGUUACGGCGUUAUAAUCGUGACUUGUGUCGGUAUUGUCGCCUGAAUCGUUCGUUCUGUGCUACAACUAGGAAUCUGAAAUUGAAUGGCUUCUCUAUCACGCCGACAGCGGUUGUUGUUUUCACUACGUUAACGUCUUUCGCUUUCAAUAUCAACUAAGUAGUUCUGUGAAGGAAAUUCACACAGCUUCGAUUCUCGGUAGUAUGUGUUGUGGGAAAACGACAUCAUGUUCCAUCAACAACAGACCUAACGUGUAAUGUUGCUUGCUAAAGAUCACCCGCCCGAAAUUUUAUACUCCUCCAAAAGUAUCCCAGAUUCAUCUUGUCCGAAGGAAGAUAGCGAAGUGCAAGUUAAGGACUUAUUGAAACAAUAAAAUAAAAUGGUUUUGACUCCCAUAUAUACACACAUUAUACACAUUCGUAUACACGCAAAUCAACAGCACGUUUCGAGCCACGAAUCUGCACCCGUCGGACAGAGCGGCGAUUAGAAUUUUUACACCAAACAACCGAUGGCCUUCAAUUCCGAGCACGAGCAAUUUCUGUAAGCCUUACAGGCACCGUGCGUAGCCCUACGCAUCAACUAUCGAAGACCAAUAUCGAACAGAAAUAAAUAGAAAUAA
Messenger RNA from Anopheles bellator, 3560 nucleotides. RefSeq lists its product as uncharacterized. The coding region runs from base 1 to 2475 and encodes 824 amino acids. The transcript is spliced from 6 exons. Lineage: Eukaryota; Metazoa; Arthropoda; Insecta; Diptera; Culicidae. The record is from RefSeq and is a predicted model, not a curated record.